Messenger RNA from Aspergillus ochraceoroseus IBT 24754, 1560 nucleotides. Its product is annotated as NUDIX hydrolase. The coding region runs from base 159 to 1502 and encodes 447 amino acids. NCBI's taxonomy places the organism in Eukaryota, Fungi, Ascomycota, Eurotiomycetes, Eurotiales, Aspergillaceae. Gene Ontology annotation, molecular function: coenzyme A diphosphatase activity. The record is from RefSeq and is a predicted model, not a curated record. The transcript has 2 exons.
CUUGAGCAAGCUGAUGAUGAUACUUUAUAUUCCCCCCCCCAGGUUCUCUGCUGAGUCUGCUCUCCUUCUAUCCUCUACCUUAAUUGAAAGUGAUAUGGCCAGAAGUUCUUUCCAACACCAAUAAUACCCCUAUCCUUUUCGCCACUGAUCCCUAAACCAUGGAAUCUCGUCCAGAUCCGUCCCAAGAAUCCGCGUUGCUAUCCCAUUCUCUUCAUCAUGCCCUAAUAGAUCUCCAUGAAAACUCCUAUCCUCAUGUCCCUAAUCCACCUCGAUGCAAGAAACGAGCCUCCGUCGCUCUAGUCCUCCGAAUCCGGCCUACUUACAGCCACCGACCCGAUCGGUUGUCGCCGUUUCAGAAUGACAACGCCGCUCCCGUCAAGCAGCAGCUCCAUACUUUCUUCUCCCAAUCGUGGGUCCAACACGGAGAUCCUGAGGCUCUGUUCAUCAAACGAUCCUCGCGUGUCGGGGAUCGCUGGACCGGCCACAUUGCUCUUCCGGGAGGAAAGCGAGACCCCGAGGAUGUGGACGACCGUGCGGCUGCGAUUCGCGAGGCCUCGGAAGAAGUGGGCCUGGACUUGACGACCGACGGCUGCAUCUACGUGGGGAAUUUGCCGGAACGAGUGGUGACUUCCAGCUGGGGCAGUAUACCGUUAAUGGUCUUGUGCCCCUAUGUCUUUUUGCUCACAAGCUGCGAUUCUCCAGCCCUCGAACUCCAACCGGCCGAGGUUGCGUCAACCCAUUGGGUGUCUCUGAGUGUUCUCCUCUCACCUUCAUCGCGAACGGUAGAAAAUGUUGACAUGUCGCAGCGGCUUGCAAGCACAGGUGGGCUCAUGGCCGGUCUCGCAAGCCGUGCAAUAAUGGGUUGGAUGCAGUUUUCCGCCAUUCAAUUAAACCCCACUGAAACUUUGCACUGCAGUCAAAACCUGAAGCGCAGUUUAAAAAGGGCUCAAGUGACAACUUGGUUUCAGCGCUGGAAAUCGUGGCUUUGCAACAAGCAACCUCAUUCACCCUUCCAGAACCCUCCACUCCUCCUCUGGGGGCUGACCCUUGGCAUUCUAGCGGACUUUUUAGACAUGCUGCCGCCUUACACGGCUGUACAGCUGUGGAACUAUCCCAACUUCACACCUCUUGAUCUGCGCUUCAUUGUCAAUCUUCUUACGUACAAGUUACGCAAAAGUAACAUGCGCCAGGUCAGAUUCGGAAUCCCGCCUCAGCCAAACAAUACGGCGUUAGACGGCGAAACAGCCGCCCUACCUGUAGUUGAAGUACAAGACAACGAUGACCGCAAUGAUGUCGGGAUCGGUGGACUGGGGGUGGGCAGAUAUUACGGGCCGUCCGACAAGAGUCCAGAUGGAACCGCCUACGCAGUGGGCAUCAUGCUUCGAGGGUAUUACCAAAGGGUCCGCAUUGCCAUUUACAUCUUCCUUGUAUGGCGAACGAUUCUAGGCUCCACGGCCGCUUAUUGUGUCUGGAAGAUCCUUCAAAGACGAUUGACUGUAUAGCAUCUUGAAUUCUCUAGGUACAUAAAAUCGCGAUAAUAUAUACAUAAAAUAAGAAUUC